This is a messenger RNA of Siniperca chuatsi (mandarin fish), 3803 nucleotides long. It is a transcript of the gene emc1, whose product is annotated as ER membrane protein complex subunit 1. Lineage: Eukaryota; Metazoa; Chordata; Actinopteri; Centrarchiformes; Sinipercidae. Gene Ontology annotation, cellular component: EMC complex. The record is from RefSeq and is a predicted model, not a curated record. Gene Ontology annotation, molecular function: protein binding. Gene Ontology annotation, biological process: protein folding in endoplasmic reticulum. The coding region runs from base 66 to 2963 and encodes 965 amino acids. The transcript has 23 exons.
AAAGAAAGCCAGUCAACUUCCGACUUCCUUUUCCUCUUGAAGAGCAAGCUAAAGCUACUGCUGCAAUGGCAAAGCUAAUUUUGUUUUGCCUGAAAUGUAUUAUGUUAUACGGCACUAUCGAGGCUGUGUUUGAGGAUCAAGUAGGAAAAUUUGACUGGAGGCAGCAAUAUGUUGGCAAGGUUCGCUUUUCCCAUUUCGACACACAUGUGCAGUCAUCCAAAAAGGUGCUUCUGGCAACAGAGAAUAAUGUUUUUGCUGCACUCAAUACCAGGACUGGAGAACUCUUCUGGCGACAUGUGGAUAAGACUGGACCAGAGGGAAACAUUGAUGCUCUUCUGCAACAUGGACAAGAUGCGGUGCUGGUGGUUGGUAAUGGCCGCCUGCUGCGCUCCUGGGAGACAAAUGUUGGUGGUUUGAACUGGGAGAUUGUGCUUGACUCUGGCAGUUUCCAGUCAGCAUGUUUAGUUGGACAGCAAGACACUGUGAAACACGUGGCUGUUUUGAAGAAAACUGUCAUCUCUCUCCAUUACCUUUCUAAUGGUCAUCAAAAAUGGAUAGAGAAUCUACCAGAAAGUGAAACCGUAGAUUACCAGGCUGUGUAUUCUGGCGGAAAUGGUGAAGUGUACGCACUGGGAGUUGUUCCCCAUUCCCACAUUGCUAUUGUUGCUUACAGUGUGGAGGACGGAGAGAUAAUCAAACAGAUCUCCGUCGAAGCUCCGUGGCUUUCCAACAUACAGGCCAGCUGUGUAAUGAUCGGCCAGGGGAUGUUGACGUGCGUGGACUCUGCAACUGUAUCCCUGUACAUGCUUGACUUGCACGUGCAGUUACAGAUGACCCAGAUCCCCUUGCAGUCCCUGGGACUUGAAGUUGCCCCCGGCUUCCAUCCAGUACUGGUGUCCACCCAGCCCAACCCAGCCCGGCAGCCGCUGUCAGAGUUCUUCCUUCAGCUCGGGCCUGAACACUACCUUCUCCUCCAACUCAACAAUGGGCAGAUAGUUACACUGAGGGAUUUCAAGCCUGCCAUGCUGGUUUCAUUUGCGACCACCGGAGAGAAGACUGUUGCUGCUGUCAUGUCUCCCAAGAACAAAACUGCUUCCAGUCUUAACCUCUUUAGUGCAGAAACUGGACGCAGACUUCUAGACACAACACUGAUUUUCAAUAUGGAUCCUAAUGGUGGGAAACCAGAGAAGCUGUAUGUACAAGCAUUCCUCAAGAAAGAUGAUUCUGUUGGCUACAGGGUCAUGGUGCAGACAGAAGACCACACACUCACUUUCAUACAACAACCAGGGCGUGUAAUGUGGACAAGAGAGGAGGCCCUGUCAGAUGUGGUGACAAUGGAAAUGGUGGAUCUGCCUCUCACAGGAACGCAGGCAGAGCUGGAGGGAGAGUUUGGCAAAAAGGCUGCCAUUCAAGACGGCCUGAUGUCCAUGGUGCUGAAGAGGCUCUCCUCUCAGCUCAUCUUGCUGCAGGCCUGGAUCUCCCACCUCUGGAAGUUGUUCUACGAUGCACGGAAGCCUCGCAGUCACGUUAAAAAUGAUGUGACCAUUGAGAACCUCUCCAGAGAUGAGUUCAACUUGCAGAAGAUGAUGGUUAUGGUUACUGCAUCUGGGAAGCUCUAUGGGAUUGACAGCAAGACCGGCAGUAUUUUAUGGAGGCACUACCUGGACAACAUCCCAUCUAAUGCAGCCUUCAAACUAAUGGUGCAACGGACCACUGCACACUUCCCUCAUCCGCCACAGUGCACACUGCUCAUCAAAGACAAGGACUCAGGCCUGGCCACACUCCAUGUAUUUAAUCCCAUCUUUGGAAAGAAGAGUCACAUCACCCCACCUGCUCUCCCUCAGCCAAUACUUCAGUCACUCAUGCUGCCUCUCAUGGACCAGGAUUAUGCUAAAGUCUUACUUCUUGUUGAUGACCAGUACAAGGUGUCUGCUUUUCCCUCUACAAAGAAUGUACUACAGCAGCUCCAGGAGAUGGCCUCAUCCAUAUUCUUUUAUCUUGUUGACUCCAGCCAGGGAAGACUUUCUGGCUACAGGCUACGAAUGGACUUGUCGACCGAGCUGAUCUGGGAGGUCGUCAUCCCGACCGAGGUACAGAGGAUUGUCUCGGUGAAAGGGAAAAGGCCUAAUGAGCAUGUUCACUCCCAGGGCAGAGUAAUGGGAGACCGUAGUGUCCUCUAUAAGUACCUGAACCCCAAUCUACUGGCUGUGGUGACUGAGAGCACAGACUUGCAUCAGGAGCGAAGCUUUGUCGGCAUCCUUCUGAUUGAUGGCGUGACUGGUCGCAUCAUCCACGAGGCUGUUCAGAGAAAGGCCAGAGGACCGGUGCAUGUUGUGCACUCUGAAAACUGGGUGGUGUACGAAUACUGGAGCACCAAGUCUCGCAGGAACGAGUUCUCUGUAAUUGAACUGUAUGAAGGGAUGGAGCUCUACAACAGCACUGUGUUCAGCUCACUGGAUCGGCCACAUGCUCCUCAGGUGCUUCAGCAGUCUUACAUUUUCCCCUCGUCCAUUUCUACCCUGGAGGCCACACUAACUGAGAAAGGCAUCACCAGCCGCCAUCUGCUCAUUGGCUUGCCAUCAGGAGGGAUUUUAUCAUUACCCAAGAUGUUCCUUGACCCUCGGAGGCCAGAAAUAGUGACUGAGCAAAGCCGUGAAGAGAACCUGAUACCCUACGCACCAGAGUUGCUGAUCCGUACAGAGUGGUUUAUCAACUACAAUCAGACUGUAUCAAGAGUGCGAGGAAUUUACACUGCCCCGUCUGGACUGGAGUCAACCUGCCUGGUGGUGGCAUAUGGUCUCGACAUCUACCAGACACGUGUCUAUCCCUCAAAGCAGUUUGACGUACUAAAAGACGACUACGACUACAUGCUGAUCAGUAGCGUACUCUUUGCCCUUUUCUUUGCUACCAUGAUCAGCAAACGCCUGGCAGAAGUGAAACUGCUCAACCGGGCCUGGCGGUAAAGUGAUCUGUCAGAGAUCCCAUCUCUGACAGCCCUGAGGCUGCACGAAGGACCUCAGCCCGAGGAGAUGAGACGGCUGAGGCCGUGCCUGUAAAAGACCACAGGUCAAAGUUCAAUAGGGCCUAUAAGGAACUGCAGGGGUGAGGGGACAGCGGGGUGGGGGUGAAAAGAGGGGGGUUAGUAAAGGUUUUAUGUGUUUAUUUUUUAACUUAUUUUGCAAGCACAAGGAAUUAUUUCAUAGUAGAAUAACUGUUUUUUGUGCCAUGUCAUUUUGAUUAGAUGUUUAAUACAUAAGUGAUUACAAAUGAAUGCAACAGACUUGGAUUUAAUAAAUUGUGAGUUUGGAAAUUCCGACACAUGUGAACGUUAGAUGCUAACAAUGUUAGUUUUUUCCAAGAUUACGUUGUGACAAUUUCAUUAGACUGUUCUAAUGGCGAGUGAUAAUAAAUGUGGCGUUCAGAGAAAAGAGAGACAGAAGACAAUGGCAACACAUGUGAGCAUGAUUUGGUACAAUACCAUAGUUGUAUGGUUUGUACUUUUAGCAUGCUGAAUCACCGUGACACCCUAAUACCCAAAAUUUAGUUUGAUGGCAAAUGAUCUGUGAUCAUGAAGUGUGAGGAGAUAAUGUAGCAUGGACAAGAAAUGGCUAUUUGUGCUUUCCUGAAGACUAUCCCACCAAAGGCGCUGUCACAUUAUCGUCACCAUAACACACUUGACAAAGGAAAUGACCAUCCGUAGCCUUUAUUUUAUGUACCUCAAUCAUCCUGCACUUCAUGCGUUUGUCAGCAUUUUUGAUCUACCGUCAGCUACUGUUGAUGCUCCAUUAAAAUUUGUCUCAGAA